GCCACAUCGCCUGCCCGCGCUCCGAGUCCACCGGCCGUCGCCCGCUCUCUCUCCGUUCCAUUACGCUCGAUCAGCAAGCAGGAUGCCGUUACCGGGCGUCACCCCACACCUGGAAUCGCCCCGCGCCAGCCUCCCGCCCCAGGCCCUCCCGCCGGGCGCGUCCCCGCUCUCCGAGGUCACCAACGCCGCCAUCCCCGUCGUGGAGCCGCCCAUCGUGCUCCGCGCACCAGCGAUCGUGAACGCGGCGAAGGCGAGCGCGCUGAAGGCGGAGGAGGACAAGGCGGGCCUGAUCGAGGCCGCCAAGAAGCUCGCGGCGUUCACCGCCGUCGACAGGCAUCUGAGGCCCGAACAUAAAAAGAGCAGGGUGCUCAUGCGGAUGGGCGCAGGCUCGACCGUACCAUAUGUCGUGGAACGGAUAGUCAUGCAGGGCGUCGAGGCAAACAAGGGGCGGGUGUUCAUACCGAGCGGCUUCCAAUCGAAAGAGCUCAUCGUCACCUCCAAACUCCUCCUCGGCGACGUCGACCAAUACCCGCAGAUCGACGUCACCUUUGACGGCGCGGACGAGGUCGACAAGGACCUCAACUGCGUCAAGGGCGGCGGCGCGUGCCAUCUGCGAGAGAAGGUCAUCGCCGAGGCGGCCGAGACGUUCAUCCUCGUCGCCGACUAUCGCAAAAACUCGGACAUCCUGGGUCGCAACUUCAAAGCCGGCGUGCCGAUCGAAGUCGCGCCCUUCGCCUACGCCAAGCUCCUCUACAACCUCCACACCCUCGGCUCGCCCCAAGCAUCCCUCCGCAUGGCCAAAGCCAAAGCCGGGCCCGUCGUGUCCGACAACGGCAACUUCAUCAUCGACGCGCCCUUCCCCGAGGAGAUCAUGCGCGAACCGUACAAGCUCCUGCAGAGCAUCAAGAUGCUCACCGGCGUCGUCGAAGUCGGCCUCUUCUGCCACAUGGCGCGCGCCGCGUACUUUGGCAACCCCGACGGGAGCGUGACGGUGCGCUACCACGACGGCCGCAUCGAGCACGUCGCGAAGGACCAGGCGAGCGAAGAGCCGGUCGCAGACGGGUCCGCACAGUGAUUCGCCCGCGAGCGCGUCCCAGAAGACGAAAGAAAGCACGGGGCGGGUGCACCUCACUGCAGCGAUUCUUCCCUCCAUACGCAAUGUAUACUCCUAGACCGUGGCCGAUAUGAUAUGAUCCUGAUUUU
This is a messenger RNA of Punctularia strigosozonata HHB-11173 SS5, 1203 nucleotides long. RefSeq lists its product as uncharacterized. Lineage: Eukaryota; Fungi; Basidiomycota; Agaricomycetes; Corticiales; Punctulariaceae. The record is from RefSeq and is a predicted model, not a curated record. Gene Ontology annotation, cellular component: intracellular membrane-bounded organelle. Gene Ontology annotation, molecular function: ribose-5-phosphate isomerase activity. Gene Ontology annotation, biological process: pentose-phosphate shunt, non-oxidative branch; D-ribose metabolic process. The coding region runs from base 83 to 1075 and encodes 330 amino acids. The transcript is spliced from 9 exons.